This is a messenger RNA of Brienomyrus brachyistius, 2434 nucleotides long. It is a transcript of the gene cldn8.1, whose product is annotated as claudin 8.1. The coding region runs from base 155 to 940 and encodes 261 amino acids. Gene Ontology annotation, cellular component: bicellular tight junction; plasma membrane. The record is from RefSeq and is a predicted model, not a curated record. Lineage: Eukaryota; Metazoa; Chordata; Actinopteri; Osteoglossiformes; Mormyridae. Gene Ontology annotation, molecular function: structural molecule activity. The transcript has a single exon. Gene Ontology annotation, biological process: cell adhesion; bicellular tight junction assembly.
GAUUUUAUUUCAUAGCAACAGGUAGGUGGCCCCGCCUUCGCCAGCCAGGGGGGCGGAGGCUUGUUCAGGACUCUCGUCAGUUCCUAUUCCACAGGGAUGCAAAAGCAAAUGAGGGGAAGGUUAUAGCUCAGAGCAGGGCUGAGCUCAUGGGAAGAUGGCCAACCUGGUGCUGGAGAUGGUGGCUAUGGGGCUGAGCUUGCUGGGCCUGAUCGGGGCGUCAGCGAGCACAGGGAUGCCCAUGUGGAAGGUGACGGCCUUCAUCGGGGAGAACAUCAUCGUCAUGGAGACGCGCUGGGAGGGCCUGUGGAUGAACUGCUACCGGCAGGCCAAUAUCCGGAUGCAGUGCAAGGUGUACGACUCGCUGCUCUACCUGCCGCCCGAUCUGCAGGCAGCCCGCGGACUCAUGUGCUGCUCCGUGGCGCUGGCAGGCCUCGGCAUCUUGCUGGCCAUCACCGGCAUGCGCUGCACCUCCUGCAUCAGGGGCAACUCCAGCGCCAAGCGGGUGGUGCUAAUAGUCGCCGGCAGCAUGAUGCUGGCCGCCUGCCUGUGCGUCCUCAUCCCUGUCUCCUGGACGGCCCACGUCAUCAUCCAGGACUUCUACAACCCACUGCUGAUCAACGCUCAGCGCCGUGAGCUGGGGGACGCCUUGUACAUUGGCUGGGUCUCCUCUGCCCUGCUCUUCGCCGGAGGCUGUAUCUUCACCUGCUGCAGCAUCUCCCGGGACAAAGAAGCCCCCGAGGGGCGGACGUACCCCCACAGCGGCGCCCUCCUGAUGUACCCGCCGCAGGUCCUGCAGCCGCACCCCAUGAGCUACAGCUAUCUCUCCCGCCAGCCUUCCCUGCAGCCCUCGUUCCACCCGGCCAUGCAGCCUCCCAUACAUCCUGCCAUCCAGCUGUCCAGGCACCCCUCCAGCGUGCACAGUGCCAUGGCUUACCUCUGACAUAAUCGGCACUGGCCUGACACUGAGUCCGGUGGAGAUCGGAGUCCGACAGCGGCGUCACGUUCCUCUCAGGUGGGGGCAGAUCUCUCCACCAGCCAGUCCGGCAGGAUCAGAUGGGAUACCUACAGCCCCAGGCCCACCACCGCAAGAUCCAGGGCCGGGAGGAUCACUUAAAUGCAGUGGACUGUGAGGGACAUUCAGAAGGAUAAGUAUCAGCAGUAUAUGAGAUGAGUGAAAUUAAAGCAGCACAGAGACGAACUUCCUUCAAUUAAUUCUGUUCUAGAAAUAAUCAACAGAUUGCAAAUUGCAGCGUAUCGAGCAAUAAUCAAUAUCAUGAUUAUUAAGAAAGUAUAUUUUGUAUCCUAAUGUUACAAGGCAGUAGAAGAUGUUUUUAGAAUUGUUUUCUGAACCGAACGUGAAUAUUAGUCAGUCGGUUCUUCAGAGAUGAUCAACACAAGCAGCCAUUUUCUAGGGACGUGUUCUUGUCUCUCCUUCUCUCGCCUUUGUGAAAUUUAUCACCCGUGACAAUGAAUGCUUUGUUCUUACUGUGGACAUUGGGUUCUUUUUCUGUGUAAAGAGAGUUUUAACGUGUCACUUUACGGACGGCAAAACGGAGAGCGUCACACCUGGGGCUGUGCCUCUCAGGUCACUGACGACGCCCUGUUUAGGACCGACACACCCGCACGAACUCAAAAAAUAUACCUCCCACUCUUUUAGAAAUAGUUUCUUGUCCUCUGGCGGUAGGGCAGCAGAGAAUGUAAUAACCGGGGCAUCUAUGCCCCCUGGAAGCCGCCUGACUGGCCCCAUGCCCGAGCCCGCCGUGCGACUCGAUGGGCUCCGUCAUUUGCGAGAGCGGCAGGUCACGUUCAUCAAGCCGACGCCCACUGGACAGAAGACGACAGAGCAGAAAGCAGAAGCUCUGGCUUAGAGUAAAAUUGUAGCUUUGCUGAAUUCAAAAUCUGCUCUCAAAAUCUAAAACUCUGUGAAGAAGGGGCUUUGUGUAGCUUCUUUUUGAAGGAUCAUAUACAGGCUUAAGAACAUCUGACUCGUGCUAACGAACAGACUGCCAUAAAGCCUAUCAUAUUCAAAAUUCACUUCAUAGUAACAAAUGAACACACUACUUUGUGAAGCCCGUGAAAACAUUGUACAGCUUCAACAGUUCAUCAACUCCAGAUACAGUACAGUACUGUAUGUAAAACUUCUAUAAUUACUGUUUUAUUAGUUACUGUAUUAUUAUUUUAUUGAUUAAGCUAUUAAUUCGACUUAAAGACUGACUUAUUGAAGGGAACGUACCUUGUGCAUAACCUGGGCUCUGCCUGUAUUACAUUUCAUACUGCAGUUACACACCUACAGUCAUACAGUCAUUAUUUAACUUUAUUGAAUUUAUUUAGCUCCUUUCUCUAGACUCCCAGAAACACUUGCAUGGGCAUAUACAUCGGUUCACUAAAUUUGUUUUCAGUUUACUUUUUUCCAUUAAAGUUUGUAAAGUUUGUA